AUGGCUUCCGACAGCUACGACUAUAUUAUUGUUGGAGGCGGCCUAGCGGGCCUUGUCCUUGCUGCACGACUUUCCGAAGAUCCUAAUACCAGCGUUCUUGUGAUUGAAGCCGGGGAAGAUAUGAGGGAUGACGCCAUGGUAAAGAAUCCUUCUAUGUGGCCGCAACUUCUUGGCUCAGGAGCAUCGUGGAAUUUUAAGACUGCCCCUCAGGAGGGACUUGGCGGUCGCGAAAUCAACUUUCCUCAAGGGCGUCUUGUUGGCGGAUCGAGUGCCGUAAAUGGUCUUAUGUUCUUCGAGACAUCCAAAGCAGAUAUUGGUGCAUGGGCGGACUUAGGGAACCCAGGAUGGGAAUCAUCGAAUUUCUCCAAAGCUCUCAAGAGAGCAUAUAGUGCGGUUCUUCCAUCUAAGGAGAUAAAGGGGGACGGUCCGCUUCAAUUGGCAUUUCCCGACGAAGAUAACGGAUGGCCACAAGUUUGGAGAGACACGCUAAGUGCACUUGGAUUCCCGACGGCCAACGACCCCUUUUCCGACCAGGUAUACGGCAGUGUUACAAUUCCUGAUUCCAUACGCAAUCCUACGAAGGAAAGGAGCUUUUCCGGAAAUGCACACUUCGAGCCAGCAGUGAAUCGGCCGAACCUAACUCUGUGGUCCUGCACCUUGGUAGAAAAGAUUAUUUUUGAGAAAGGCGACAAAGUAACCGCAACUGGAAUUCGGUAUACUAAAGGAGGAGAAUCACAGACCGUGAACGCCCAAAAGGAAAUACUAAUUACGGCCGGGGCCAUUAAUUCGCCCAAACUGCUUGAGCUUUCGGGCAUAGGCGAUAAAGCCUUGCUGGAGUCACUUGGCAUCGAUGUCGUUAUCGACAACCCAUGCGUUGGCGAAAACCUACAAAAUCAUCCUAUAUGCUAUAUUAACUUUCAGGUUCUAGAUGAAGAGGGCUUCGAGACAGUAGACAAACUUGCACAGGGUGACCCAGAUGCCCUUGCGGCUGCUAUCGAAGCCUAUUCCAACCACACCGGUCCUUUGUCUAGAAGUGGUGCUAAUCAUGCCGCAUACCUUCCGUUCCCUGGCAUCAAAACUGAAAGCGGAGCACAAACUGUCUCGAAAAUCCUAGAGAUAAUAGGCUCUGAGACCCACACAGACAAGGUGCCAGCAGCGUUUACGAAGAAGCACGAAUCAUUCGUGCGCUCUGUGCUUCUUUCGCAAACAGAGGCUUCUUGCACUUACCUCUCGAUACCUGGCUUUGGUAGAAACAAUCCUGAUGGGUCAAGGACAUCUAUGCCACAAUCUCAGGACGGAGAAAGGUAUUUCACAGUCGCUCUGCUCCUUGAUCAUCCACUCUCGCGGGGUUCAGUACAUAUCGAAUCUGCAUCCAGUUCGGCGUCUCCCAUCGUCGACCCUAAAUACCUUACACACCCUCUCGAUGUGGAGGUUCUAGCACACCAUCUACGGUUCAUAGAAUCACUGAUUUCUACAGAGCCACUAGCGAGCCACAUCAAGUCAGAUGGCAAACGCAACCCGGCCUUCUCGCUUGAAAAUUUGGAUAAUGCGCGCAACUACGCGCGCGACACCGCUGUAGGAGCCAUCCACUUCACUGGUACUUGUUCAAUGAUGCCGCGGGAUAUGGGCGGUGUUGUUAGUCCCGAGUUACGUGUUUACGGCUGCUCGAACCUGCGCGUCUGUGACGCUAGCGUUAUCCCUAUAGUUCCUCACGCGGGUACGCAGGCGGCAGUGUAUGGAGUUGCGGAAAUGGCUGCGGAUAUUAUCAAAUCUGGUCGUUGAGGCCCAGUAUAUACGCCAGAGCCACCCUAGGAUAGUUGGUACAGGAC
This is a messenger RNA of Daldinia vernicosa, 1829 nucleotides long. Its product is annotated as putative GMC oxidoreductase. The coding region runs from base 1 to 1782 and encodes 593 amino acids. The transcript has 2 exons. Lineage: Eukaryota; Fungi; Ascomycota; Sordariomycetes; Xylariales; Hypoxylaceae. Gene Ontology annotation, molecular function: flavin adenine dinucleotide binding; oxidoreductase activity, acting on CH-OH group of donors. The record is from RefSeq and is a predicted model, not a curated record.